AUGUCCUCUUUCUCAUCUGUCAAAUCCUUACUUCUUGCUGGAUGCCUGUCGGCAUCUACCGCUUUUGCCAGUCUUCAAUGGUCACCCUGUUCUUCAAAUCCAGCGUUGGAUUGCGCAACCCUCCGAGUGCCGCUUGAGUAUGCCGAGCCGUCAGAUCAGAGGUCUGCCUCUAUUCCGCUUGUUCGAUACAAGGCCACGGUAGCCACAUCCCAGCACAAAGGCUCGCUUCUCACGAAUCCUGGUGGCCCUGGUGCGUCCGGUGCCUCCUUCGUCCUGAACGGCGCUGGGAAGGCAAUCUCGAAUAUCACCGGAGGGUCUUACGAUAUAAUUGGGUGGGACCCACGCGGCGUGGGCUCUGCUCAACCUGUCCUGCAAUGUUUUGCUAGUGCGGGAGAGGAGUACAAAGCGUCCAACGAGCUUCCAUCCGCGGCAGAGGUGGCAUACGGCCAAUUCAGCAACCAAUCCUACAUGCCCUCUUACAACGCUGCGAUGCAGGAGUUUGACAGUAAGACUGCACCACUUGCCGCCGCAUGUGCUUCUUACAAUUCGACAGCUUUGUACACGUCUAGCGCGGCUUACGUCGUUCGUGACAUGGCGGCUAUUGUCGAUGAAUUGGACGGCAAAGAUGCCCCUUUGAACUACUGGGGUCUCUCUUACGGGACCAUCUUUGGGGUAGAAUUUAUUCAGACCUACCCGGAGAGGGCGGGAAAGAUCGUCCUGGAUGGCGUCUUUGAUGCUACAGCCAAUGCUGAGACCUAUGUCGCCCAGCUUCCCAAUGACCAACUCUCCGUGCGGGAUGCUAUCAACGAUAUGGUGUCGUUUUGCGAACAAGCCGGCGCAGCUGGCUGUGCUCUUAGUGUCCCUCCCGCAAAGGUGACUGCCGACCUGACCACACGACUUGCUAAUUUACAAGACUCACUCUAUGAACAUCCCAUUGCGGUCUCGCAAGGGUUCUCCAUCACUGUUGGCAUCUUCAGCUCAUUCAUGUGGUCCUUUUCCCGAGUGCCGACCACUUGGCCCCUUAUCUCCUCCGUUAUCAGCGCCCUUGAGCAAGGAGAUGCGACUCCAAUGGUCGCCAUCCUCAAUGCAACUGCUGCCAGCCCGCCAGGCAAUCCCAGUGCGCCAGACACCGGGUCUCUAGCCGAAUGGCCUCUGCAAUGUGUAGACAAUGCGCCGUCAAGUGGCAUCACAUUGGCGGAGGUCGCUGCGCUAGUACUCAAAGUUUCUCUCAGCGAGGGUACCCCUUGGCUGAAUGCUGAUGUGACUCCCCUCUCCUUCUGCCGCAACUUUCCGGACAUCCGCCCGAGAAUCCCGAACUUGGGAGCCUCGAAACUCAGCAACGCAAACUCCAUCCUCACUCAACGAAACGCCACAGUUCUGAUUGUGAAUGGUGAAAAUGACCCGGUGACUCCGUUGGCCUCUGCGAAGCGUUUGCAGAGUCAACUUCCUACCGCGUCCCGGUUGGUGACCAGACGAGGCCCAGGCCAUACAACAAUCAGCGUUGCAUCGUUAGGGCUAGUAGAGACCAUCCGCACCUACUUCAUCGACGGUACCCUCCCAACCAGCGCUGCUUACGACCUCAGUCAGCUGGUAUUCUCCUCGGCAAUUGAUGCCGGGAAAUUGGCCCCUGCUCCGGUGUUCAAUGGGACAUACAGUGAUGCCGAACUGACUCUAUUGAACUCCACAUAUAAUAUUUUGUUGGCGUUCCUCAGCCUGGCAUAA
Penicillium mononematosum is the source of this 1722-nucleotide messenger RNA. RefSeq lists its product as uncharacterized. The coding region runs from base 1 to 1722 and encodes 573 amino acids. NCBI's taxonomy places the organism in Eukaryota, Fungi, Ascomycota, Eurotiomycetes, Eurotiales, Aspergillaceae. The record is from RefSeq and is a predicted model, not a curated record. The transcript has a single exon.